Messenger RNA from Stomoxys calcitrans (stable fly), 950 nucleotides. Its product is annotated as aquaporin-4-like. Lineage: Eukaryota; Metazoa; Arthropoda; Insecta; Diptera; Muscidae. The record is from RefSeq and is a predicted model, not a curated record. Gene Ontology annotation, molecular function: water channel activity. Gene Ontology annotation, biological process: transmembrane transport. The coding region runs from base 207 to 917 and encodes 236 amino acids. The transcript is spliced from 2 exons. Gene Ontology annotation, cellular component: plasma membrane.
GAAGUCAUCAAUGGUUCACUGGUAACGAAACAGCAGUCAAUUCUAACAUUUAGUUCAACAUCAAAGCUAUAGCAAAGUGGACGUAUAGAGAAAAACCUUUAAAAGUAAAAGAAACCCGAGAUCAAAACAAAAAUCGAAGAAAAACCUCGUAUGUCAGCUGUGCAGCAUAUACAAAUCGUCUCGAAGCCCCAUUCAAAAAUCCCACCAUGGAGUUACGCAUAAAAUCCAUUGUACAGUGUUUCUUUGCGGAAUUUCUGGCCACUGCCAUGGUUCUAUUCACCGGUUGCAUGGGUGCCCUGGAGACCAAUCAGUUUAUGAAUUCCCUGUUUCAAUACAGUUUGAAUAUGGCUUUGAUGGUCAUGGUGGCUGUUCAAUGUUUUGGUCAUGUUUCCGGAGGUCACAUAAAUCCCGCCGUCACUUUGGCCAGCGCUGUGUGUGGAGUGGUGCCAUUUCACAUGAUCCUGGUGUAUUCGGUGGCCCAACUUUGCGGUUCUGCUGUGGGUUUUGGUCUACUCAAAUGGAUUAUGAGCACUGAGCAGGGAUUUUGUAUGACCCUACCGGGUACGGGCAUAAGUGUGGGCCAGGCUUUUGCUAUAGAAUUUGUCAUCACAAGUAUUUUGAUUAUGGUCUGCUGUGCUUCAUGGGACAUGAGAAAUUCCAAAUAUCAAGAUUCCUUGGCCAUACGAUUGGGUUUAACGGUGGGAACUCUGCUAUUUUCAGCGGCUAAUCUCAGUGGUGGCAGCAUGAGCCCUGCUCGCUCCUUUGGUCCAGCUUUAUGGUCAUUAAAUUUCAAAAACAAUUGGGUCUAUUGGGUGGCCCCCUUGUCUUCGUCGUUGCUAACGAGUAUUGUCUACAAAAAGAGUUUUAUGACCACACGGCAGUCAUCUUCACAAAUAUCAAUGGAAAUAGUAGAUUAAAAAAAAUUAAGUGUGAAACACUAGGCACUAGAA